This is a messenger RNA of Exophiala spinifera, 2043 nucleotides long. RefSeq lists its product as uncharacterized. The transcript has a single exon. Lineage: Eukaryota; Fungi; Ascomycota; Eurotiomycetes; Chaetothyriales; Herpotrichiellaceae. Gene Ontology annotation, molecular function: zinc ion binding; RNA polymerase II cis-regulatory region sequence-specific DNA binding; DNA-binding transcription factor activity, RNA polymerase II-specific. Bases 1 to 2043 code for a protein of 680 amino acids. Gene Ontology annotation, cellular component: nucleus. Gene Ontology annotation, biological process: positive regulation of transcription from RNA polymerase II promoter by galactose; DNA-templated transcription. The record is from RefSeq and is a predicted model, not a curated record.
AUGGCACCUUCGACAGCCUCCAGCACGCGACGCCGGUGUAACAACGCUUGCGGCAAUUGCAAGCGUCGCAAAGAACGAUGCGAUGGUGUGAAGCCUUGCCAAAGGUGCCGAGCAAGAGGAGUAAAACAUGAAUGUCAUUUUUCUGCCCCCGUGUUGCGUCGAGUUGUUCUGGACUCUGGCGCUGAGGCCUACGAAGCUCCGGACAGAGACACAUGGAAUAAGGACAGAUUGAGUCUCAUUCUUGGAAGAUCUUCGGACAAGGCGCCGGCGACUGCCAACGCUCCAAAUUUGAAACAGCAUAAACCUCAGAUCACGCCUCUGCCUAGACCGUGGAAACGAAGCGAGGGAGGAUUUAUAUAUUUCGGAGGUUCUUCAGCUUCUUCCCUGCUCCAAAACGUCCGACACCUUGCAAAGAUCGCAGUUGGAGACUGUCCAUUUGUCAGCUCUUCGUACAACUUAUCUGCAGGGCCUCCCGUUGAUGAGAGGCUCCCCUCGACCAUACGUGGGAGGCUCGUUGCGCCUUCAAAACCAGAUAUCGUGAGAGCCAAAUCACUUGCAAAGUGGUAUUUGUAUUCUACUGCCUGUUUUGGGGCCCUGUUUGAUGAAAGCUUCUUGAUUUAUGAGCUUUCCGCUUGGCUUUCACACCCUGACGGAAAACAGGAUGGAGUGACCUCUAGACUUUUCCUCAUUCUCGCCCUAGGGGCGCAGACUUGUCCAGAGGAGAACGAUAUUGUUGCUCAGGAAUACUAUACUUAUGGCAGGGCUUUGACCGUACUCGACACAAUAGGGGACUCGAGUGCUGUCUUGGAGACUGCACAGUGCUACACUCUCAUUACGAUGUAUCUGAUAAACGCGUCACGUCUCAAUGCAGCAUUCAUACAUCUCGGGCAAGCUGUCCGCGCAGCACACAGUCUGGGACUACAUCGCACUGAUCUCGGUGCCGAUUUUACUCCCUUCGAGCGCAACGCGCGAGAGACCCUCUGGAAAGCCAUCCGUGUCCUCGACGUUUAUCUCAGUGCCACACUUGGCAGGCCUUUGGCGACUUGUGAAUCUCGACAGACCGACAUGACAACGAACUAUUCUCCGACUGUGGACAUGUGUAUGAUAUAUGAGUCAUUGCUUACGGAAGUAUAUGCAAAGUCUUCGACGUGUGAUGAGAUUUUACAACAAAUCAUCGAUCGCAAUCGGCAAUGGGCAGCUCGAUUUCCUUCCGGUCUUCAGAAUGAUGGUGUUUGCGCCUCUGAACAAAUCGAAUCAGGAGAUCAUUUCCUGCCAAACGUUGGCCUAUUUCAUAUCAAGCAGGCUUUUUAUGGGGUUACGAUAUUGUUGACACAGUCACAUUUGGCCGGAAUUGUCUCAGCAAGCACCCAAUCUCCCGACCACAGACGAGUCUACCCAGGGUCACAAUCGUCGCAGAUGCUGGGACUGGCGUGCGUGCAAUCAGCCAUUGAUUCCAUUGAGCUCUUCCGAUCAUUGCUUGUUGCUGAUCAGGCACCGAAGCACCUCCCACUGGUUACAAAUUCGAUCUUCUACGCCGUCCUUGUGCUGGGAAUGGCGACCUUUAGUGACCUCUAUGCAACGCUGCCAAUUGAUGAACAUCUAGGCACCGCCUGCAAGUUGCUAUCAGUAUUCGACAAGCACGACUGGCUAUCGAGGCAGUAUCUUGGAAUCUCGGAAGACCUAAGCGCAGCUUGCAAAACAUACACUGAGAAGAAGUUGCAAAACGAACUCAACACUCGACGAGCCUUAGUCAGCGAAAUAUUUGGAGCAGUUGGCUCAAAUCAAGACGUCGGACUGGGUCAAGCCAAUCUUGAACCUGGAAUGUUCGAGAAAAAAUGCCCUUCGGUUUCCAUUCGUGAGGAAGUUGGCCAGAAUCCAUCCCCAGCUGCCACUCUUCCCGACCAAGUUGGUACCUCCAUGGAUUUGGUGAUCGGGAGUCUCACCAUAGACCCCUUGGAAUUCUCGGAUUUUCUCGAGGAUCCUUUCCUGAUUGAUACGCAGGAUCAUUUUGUGCUACCAAUUUCAAGCCUCCCCACGCAGUAA